AUGGGCAUGAAACACUCUUCCCGCUGCCUGCUCCUAAGGAGGAAAAUGGCGGAGAACGCUGCCGAGAACACCGAGGUCAGCAGUGCACCCUCUCAACCUCCUCAGCCUGUAGUGGCUCCCAAGCCAGCACAGUGUGUCCAUCAUGUAUCCACCCAGCCCAGUUGUCCUGGACGAGGAAAGAUGUCUAAGCUGUUAAACCCAGAAGAGAUGACCUCCAGGGAUUACUACUUUGAUUCCUAUGCUCACUUUGGGAUUCACGAGGAAAUGCUAAAGGAUGAGGUGCGCACACUGACCUACAGAAACUCCAUGUAUCACAAUAAACAUGUGUUUAAGGACAAGGUGGUGUUGGAUGUUGGAAGUGGCACAGGGAUCCUUUCUAUGUUUGCUGCUAAAGCAGGGGCCAAGAAGGUGUAUGGGAUCGAAUGCUCCAGUAUUUCUGACUACUCAGAGAAAAUUAUCAAGGCCAACCACUUGGACAACAUCAUCACCAUAUUUAAGGGUAAAGUGGAGGAGGUGGAGUUGCCAGUGGAAAAAGUAGACAUCAUCAUCAGUGAGUGGAUGGGUUAUUGUCUUUUCUAUGAGUCAAUGCUUAACACAGUGAUCUUCGCCAGGGACAAGUGGCUGAAACCUGGAGGGCUUAUGUUUCCAGACCGGGCAGCUUUGUACAUGGUAGCAAUUGAAGACAGACAGUACAAGGACUUCAAAAUUCACUGGUGGGAGAACGUGUACGGCUUUGACAUGACCUGUAUCCGGGACGUCGCCAUGAGAGAACCCCUGGUAGACAUUGUCGACCCAAAGCAAGUGGUGACCAAUGCCUGUUUAAUAAAGGUCUGCUCUUGCCAUCAUUCAUUGAGUGCAAAAUUUCCAACUAGAAGAGAUCUUAGAACAGGGGUUCUCAACUUUUUCUGUGUUGAAGAACCCUUCAGUGCCCCUGAUGCUCCUUAUACCCACUGGAAGCAGACAGUUUUCUACUUAGAAGAUUAUCUCACUGUCAGGAGGGGUGAAGAGAUCUAUGGGACCAUUUCCAUGAAACCAAAUGCAAAAAAUGUGCGGGACCUUGAUUUCACAGUGGACUUGGACUUUAAGGGACAGCUGUGUGAAACAUCUGUUUCUAAUGACUACAAAAUGCGUUAG
This is a messenger RNA of Gracilinanus agilis (Agile Gracile Mouse Opossum), 1134 nucleotides long. It is a transcript of the gene PRMT8, whose product is annotated as protein arginine methyltransferase 8. NCBI's taxonomy places the organism in Eukaryota, Metazoa, Chordata, Mammalia, Didelphimorphia, Didelphidae. Gene Ontology annotation, biological process: peptidyl-arginine methylation. The record is from RefSeq and is a predicted model, not a curated record. The transcript is spliced from 10 exons. Bases 1 to 1134 code for a protein of 377 amino acids. Gene Ontology annotation, molecular function: protein-arginine N-methyltransferase activity. Gene Ontology annotation, cellular component: plasma membrane.